Molecule: messenger RNA, 560 nt
Organism: Rubroshorea leprosula
Lineage: Eukaryota; Viridiplantae; Streptophyta; Magnoliopsida; Malvales; Dipterocarpaceae
Source: the annotation of a GenBank genome assembly
CCUUAAACAUCUAAAUCUAUGAUAUACGAGAUUCCUUUGUUGUUGUAGUGAAAGCUAGAAACAGGGGAGAUGAAGAGGCAGAGGAAUAGGGAGAUUGGUGGUGCCGUGCAAGGUCCGAAAGCUGAAGGGGUGUCCAACAAAAAGAGCAAGAAGGCGAUGGAGAGCAAAGAGGAAGAUGGGAAGGAAGAGGCAGCAGCAGCGGUGACGGUGGAGAAUGUGGUGCGGUGGGAAGAGUGGUGGCCGUGGUUGAGCGGCGUGGCAGACGAGCAGAUGUCGUGGGGGUGCGUGUGGUCGCCGUUCUGGGAUGUCAAUUUUGUGGAUUGCGCUUACAAUGAUCUGUUCAGUGAUGUUGUUUGGGAUGAUGAUAUCUGGAACUUGAAGAACAUCAAUGAGGUUCCAAAGCCUUGAGAAAAAAAAAAAAAAAAAGAAGAAAAGAAUGCAAUGCAAUACACCCCUUUUUCUGUUUCGAGUUCAGGGCUUUUAUUUUUAAAUUUUCUGAUUUGGGUUUCAUUUCAUGUCAGUUUUAGUACCAGAGAAUGAUAUAAAACUGUAAAAUUAAU